AUGGAAAUUAAGAUCAACAAGCGGCUUACUUCAUGUGUGGCGUACUCCAAACGACUCUCCUCGAAGCUUGGCUACAACGAGAUUUCCUGCAGUCUGACACGUGUCCUUCAUGACCUUGCAACGCCAAAAUGGUGUGAUGACAGGAGGCGCAUCAAUUUGUUUCAGUCUCUGGGGUUUGAGGAUGAGAGCAAUUGUUGGAUCCCAACGCCAUCAGUGACGACGGACGACAACUCGACCCAAGGAGUUGCUCCAAACAAGGCCCAAAGCUCACAGACUGAUGAAAAGAGUUAUACGGAGACGGAGAUUCGUGCAUGGACGGACUCCAUCGUGAAGUCUGCUCACGCAUCUAUCGCUGACUUAACAGGAAAGUUGAUGGCCCUGGAGCAGCAACUGGAAGCACCGACUCUUUCUGCCAAGCAGUCCAUCGCAUAUCUGGAAGAGAAACAGAGAGGGAUGGAGCAGGCAUGGGCAAGUACUUUUUCGGUGGGACCUUCUCUGCAUGCAAGGGAAACCAAUUUCAGGGAGGAGGAAAUAUCUUUGCCACCCCAGCCACGGUCCGAGCAUGUGGAUGUGCCCAGAACAGCAGGAUCUUCUUUGCAGGACUUGAAGGCGGCUCAUGCUGCCCGCAGGCGGAUGCAGAAACAACAACGAAGAGAUGAUCGCAUCACAGCGAGUCUUGCAGAGACGCAGGAGACGCUGUAG
Symbiodinium natans is the source of this 702-nucleotide messenger RNA. The record is from the annotation of a GenBank genome assembly. Lineage: Eukaryota; Dinophyceae; Suessiales; Symbiodiniaceae.